CUUCUACUUUAUUAUUUAUUUUACCUUGAGCAGCUUUUCUUCUAGAUCUGUCUUCUCUGGUAACUCCAGAUCUCCGAUCCCCCCUUUCGCUUAUCCCCACGAAGUGACUCUGAUAUGGAGGGUCGUGCUCAUAAAAAAAAGGGUAAGGUUCAUGGAUCGAGCAGAGUGGAUCAUGGGAUUGCUGGUAUUGAUAAAAAAAAAUUCGGCAAACAAAAUACUAGCCCCCCUCAAACUCGUGCUGAUAAACAAAAAGGAAAGUCUCAUGAAUUAGGCACCAAAGUAAGAAGUAUCGGUUUUGAUUAUUCUUAUGAGUUUGAUCAUGAUGCAUAUAGAAUGGAUGAGAGUGGUAAUAUUGUUCCUCGUCAAACGUUUGAAGAGAAUUGGACGAUUGGUAAAUACGUUACAGAUAUGCAUGGGUAUGAAAUUCCGGAUGAUCAUUUUAUGAGUGAAGAUGAGGUAUCUGAUGAUGGUGAUGUAGCAUGUAUGACUAAUCAGCUGUCCCGUGCUAAGAUUGGAAAAUCACAUGUCACAGAAUGCAUUUCCCUACCUCCUCAUGACCCUGAAGAUGUGUUCCUGCUAACUUUUGAUGGACAUCGUAAAAAGGAAGUCAAUGGUGGUUAUGGGGCACUCUUGCGUUGUGCUAAUGGUCAGCCUGUUGUCGCUGUUGCUGGAGGUUCCAGACGAAGUAUUUCAGCUUUUUAUCAUACUUUAGAGGGGUUCCUAGCUGGUUUGGAACUUGCUGUCCUUGCAAACGUUCCGGCAGUCUUCUGCGCUUGUAAUUCUCAUAGGGUUUUCAACACUCUUUCGGAGUGUUUUAUCUUCAACAGCGAAGGUGGAUGUCGCCGUCAUCCUGAAGAUUCAUUUGAUUUGGUUUGCCAACCUUGUCUGAAUAGGAAUCUGACCAUUGAGGAACGAGUUGAUGAAGGUCUUUUUUAUGAAAUCGUGCAGAAGAUAGUGGAGACGGGACAACAAUACUAUCGCGACUGUGGUAUACUGAAGGCAUAUAUGAAAGAAUUGAAUAGACCUGCCGACUUUCUUGCCAAGCUGGUGCCUACCCCUGGGGAGGAAUGGAAGCUUAAACCAGAACAAUUCCCUGCUGCUUUGAUGGCUCUUGUUAAUCAGCAUGGAGGGGGAACCCUUUUGGUUACGACAAUUAGUUAUUUAGCCAAGUUGGUGAGCUGUGGAGGAAAUGACCCUAAUGACUUGGAGGGGCUCUUGUUUAUCAACUUUUUAUUAUUAUUAAUCUUAGUCUGACUUCUUAAUUUAUCUGUGCCUGAACUCCUAAUUAGUAUUAAAUUUAGUAUUAAUUAUGUAUGUGGGUUAAAAAGAAUAUUUGUUAGUUGAUGAACAAUGAUGAAUUUAGUCAAUUAGUAUUAAAUUUAGUCUUUGUAAA
Papaver somniferum (opium poppy) is the source of this 1393-nucleotide messenger RNA. RefSeq lists its product as uncharacterized. The record is from RefSeq and is a predicted model, not a curated record. The transcript is spliced from 5 exons. NCBI's taxonomy places the organism in Eukaryota, Viridiplantae, Streptophyta, Magnoliopsida, Ranunculales, Papaveraceae. The coding region runs from base 115 to 1254 and encodes 379 amino acids.